GGUGGAGAUGUCGAUGUAUAUAUAAGUCAGGAGGAAGCCAGACCAAGUGGAGCUUCGGCUAGGUCAUGCCAGGUGCCAGUCCACCGCCAGGCGUGGGCACGGGCCAUCUGCUGGGAGGCUGAGGAGGCUCCUGGGAGGAUUGGCAGUCUGCAGAGGUGGGUGUGAGACGGGCCAGGAGCAGAGUCAGCACACACAUCUGGAGGCAGAAUGUCAGGCAAAGAGGGCAAAGGUUUGGUAACGGAUCCAGGAUCGGAGCCCACACAAGGAAAAUCUGGAAGCUACAGAAAAAUGCUGAAAAGUCAAUAAAAAGCACAGGGCACACACCGGUGCUGGUAGGGGAGGGGCUGUGGGGCCUCAGGAGCUGGGACUGAAGCCACCAUGCAGCUGCUGUGAGGAGGGCAGAUCAGAUCGCCUGUCAGGGCCUCGAGUUCCUCAUCCUUACAAGGGACCCCUUCUUGGACACACUGCAGCGGCUGCGGGAGGCCUUCAGCUCGGGGCGCACGCGGCCGGCUGAGUUCCGGGCCGCCCAGCUGGAGGGCCUGAGCCGCUUCCUGCAAGAGAACAAGGAGCUUCUACAGGAGGCACUGGCCCAGGACCUGCACAAGUCGGCCUUUGACGGGUUCGUGUCCGAGCUCCUCCUCUGCCAGAACGAAGUCGACCUGGCUCUGAGGAACCUGCACACCUGGAUGAAGGACGAGCCAGCGGCCAGGAACCUGGUCACGCAGCUGGACUCGGCCUUCAUCCGCAAGGAGCCCUUCGGCCUGGUGCUCAUCAUUGCCCCCUGGAACUACCCCCUGAACCUGACCCUGACGCCUCUGGUGGGCGCCCUUGCUGCAGGGAACUGCGUGGUGUUGAAGCCCUCGGAGAUCAGCAAGAGCACUGAGAAGGUCCUGGCGGAGGUGUUGCCCCAAUAUCUGGACAAGAGCUGCUUCGCCGUGGUGCUGGGCGGGCCCGAGGAGACAGGGCAGCUGCUGGAGCACAAGUUCAACUACAUCCUCUUCACGGGGAGCCCCCGAGUCGGCAAGAUCGUCAUGGCAGCUGCCGCCAAGCACCUGACGCCCGUCACACUGGAGCUGGGGGGCAAGAACCCCUGCUAUGUGGACGACAACUGCGACCCCCAGACCGUGGCCAACCGCGUGGCCUUCUUCCGCUAUUUCAACACCGGCCAGACCUGCGUGGCCCCCGACUACGUCCUGUGCAGCCCCGAAAUGCAGGCGCGGCUGCUGCCUGCCCUGCAGAGCGCCAUCACCCGUUUCUAUGGCGAAGACCCCCAGAGCUCCCCAGACCUGGGCCGCAUCAUCAACGAGAAGAAUUUCCAGCGGCUCCGGGGCCUGCUGAGCUGUGGCCGCGUGGCCAUCGGGGGCCAGAGUGAUGAAAGCGAUCGCUACAUCGCCCCCACGGUGCUGGUGGACGUGCAGGAGACGGAGCCAGUGAUGCAGGAGGAGAUCUUCGGGCCCAUCCUGCCGAUCGUGAACGUGAGGAGCCUGGACGAGGCCAUCGCCUUCAUCACCCGCCGGGAGAAGCCCCUGGCCCUGUACGCCUUCUCCAACAGCAGCCAGGUAGUGAACCAGAUGCUGGCCCAGACCAGCAGCGGCACCUUCAGCGGAAACGACGGCUUUACCUUCAUGACUCUGCCGUCCCUGCCACUAGGGGGAGUCGGCAACAGUGGGAUGGGAAGAUACCACGGCAAGUUCUCCUUUGACACCUUCAGCCAUCACCGCGCCUGCCUGCUCUCCUACUCGGGCUUGGAGAAACUCAAGGACAUCCGCUACCCGCCCUAUUCUGCCUACAAAGAGCAGCUGCUCAGCUGGGCCUUGGGCAGCCAGAGCUGCACCCUUCUACCCCCAGCUGGGCAGGACCUCUGGGCCACUGGACCAGCCCCUUUCAGGGCCAAAGUCUCCUCUGCAGCCUCCUGACAGAUUUGUUGACCCUUCGCUUGAACGUAUCUGGUGGCAGAGAACUCACCCCCAAGUUUGAGCAGUUCUGGUGACUACAAAGAAUUCUCUCAUGUCAGAUCUAUAAACUGGCUCCCCAAAUACAGAGUGAUUUCUAACAGCUCCAGUCACACCUGACCCGAAGUGAUCUGAUCUUGAACCCAGAUCUGGCCAAUCAGUGGUGUCUACCUGAAGUGUGUUAUUUACAAAGACUCUGAGGAUGUAUGCGGAAUCUAUAGGGAGGAGUGCAAUGGUUGAUUACCGAUGUCUGCUAUGGGCACAGGAUGGGGUUGUGCACACACUGGCCUCAUCUGUCAUUCCUGCUCUAAUCUCCUAGAAGGAGGUCAGGGUGGGCAGGAUCUAAAUCUGGUCUCUUCACGUGCACACCAGUGUUCAUUGCAGCACUAUUUACAAUAGCCAGGACAUGGAAGCAACCUAAAUGUCCAUCAACAGAUGAAUGGAUAAAGAAGAUAGGGUACACAUAUACAAUGGACUAUUACUCAGCUGUAAAAAGGAACGAAAUUGGGACAUUUGUAGAGACAUGGAUGGACGUAGAGACUGUCAUACAGAGUGAAGUGAGUCAGAAAGAAAAACAAAUAUCGUAUAUUAACACAUAUAUGAGGAAUACAGAAAAAUGGUACAAAUUAACCGGUUUGCAAAGCAGAAAUAGAGACACAGAUGUAGAGACAAAACAUAUGGACACCAAGUGGAGAAAGUGGGGGGUGGGGGUGGGGGAAUGAAUUAGGAGAUUGGGAUUGCCAUAUAUACAUUACUAAUAAGAAAAAAAUAUCAAAUUGUACACUUUAAAUAUAUGCAGUUUAUUGUAUGUCAAUUGUAUCUCAA
Hippopotamus amphibius kiboko is the source of this 2777-nucleotide messenger RNA. It is a transcript of the gene ALDH3B2, whose product is annotated as aldehyde dehydrogenase 3 family member B2. Gene Ontology annotation, cellular component: cytoplasm. Gene Ontology annotation, biological process: aldehyde metabolic process. NCBI's taxonomy places the organism in Eukaryota, Metazoa, Chordata, Mammalia, Artiodactyla, Hippopotamidae. Gene Ontology annotation, molecular function: aldehyde dehydrogenase (NAD+) activity. The record is from RefSeq and is a predicted model, not a curated record. The transcript is spliced from 12 exons. Bases 687 to 1916 code for a protein of 409 amino acids.